This is a messenger RNA of Pecten maximus, 1481 nucleotides long. RefSeq lists its product as uncharacterized. The transcript is spliced from 3 exons. Bases 30 to 872 code for a protein of 280 amino acids. The record is from RefSeq and is a predicted model, not a curated record. Lineage: Eukaryota; Metazoa; Mollusca; Bivalvia; Pectinida; Pectinidae.
AAUGGAUCAUCAGUAGUGAACCUGUAGACAUGAGGUCUCUGGUAUUAACGGCUGUGUGGUUCGGUUUGGCAGGAAGUCGGAUGUUGUGGGAGAGUCCACACAGUGUGGAUACCGUGGAUGAAAGGAACCACUUCCACGUCAUCAAGCAUGGGACAUUCGGGGAACACGAUUCGCUGACGCAUGCGCACGACCCAACCGACACCCACCGUAACGUGAUGAAAGUGAAGUACGCUAAGGGCUCUUACUCGAAGACUAACCAUAGAGGGGUCCAGUUCUACUCACAGCCACCAGGGGUCAAAGGUCAUUCUGAACUGACGCUCAGCUAUGACGUGUACUUCGCUCAGAAUUUUGAUUGGGUACUCGGGGGAAAGUUACCCGGAUUGUGGGGAGGCACACAGACCUGCUCUGGACAUCGCAGCACCGAACACUGUUUCUCCACUCGCUACAUGUGGAGGAGAGGAGGCGAUGGGGAAGUAUAUGCUUAUAUUCCCCACGAGCAAUACCCUAGCUACAGCUCAUGGUGUUCCGAUAGCCAUAUCAUCUGUAACUCCAGAUCCGGACAGUCCAUCGGAAGGGGAGAUUUUGUUUUCCAAAAGGAAAAAUGGCAGAAAUUAACACAGUACGUAAAGUUGAACGACGUUGGCAGCCAUAACGGUGUGUUGAAAUUCUGGGUCAAUAAAACGCUUGUUUACAACACCUCCUCCCUGGUGUUCCGCAAACGCAGUUCCAUCCAAAUCGACGGAAUGUUUUUCUCGACGUUUUUCGGAGGUGGUAACUCGAACUGGGCGUCGACUGCCGACACGUACACACUGUUCCGGGAUUUCCGGAUUUAUGACACUCACAUGGAUCCUGUCGGAAUCACCUUCGGAUAAACUCUUAACUACAUUGUUUACUGACGUCAACCCAAUCACUGAAAAGGAUACUAUUAUUUGGAGAUGGAAAUCUCGUACAGAAAACCGUGAACUGUUCACCUGUGUUCAGACAUUUAUCACAGCUACAAAACGUUUUUGAUUGAAUACCUGUUACAGAUCUUAAAAUUUCAAAACGCGCAUGCAUAAUACCAGUUAUCAAUCUGAUUUGCCUUUCUCUGUAGCUUUUCCAAAUAUGUCUACCGGAUAUACUGUGCAAAGGGGGAUAACUCCAAGAUUAUGGGAGGUAACUUGGUACACUGCACAAAAAAAAAUGAAAAGAAAUACUGCAUGUAGUCGUAUAAUUCAUGUGCAUAGUACAAAUUAGCCCCACAAUUUAUAAGCCGGUCUUCAUAUGAUCAAUUAAAUUAUAUUUUAGAAAUAAUUUUUAUUAUAUUUAGUUAGUGAAAAUGAUUGAUAAUAUAUACCAGUUGUUUAAAGAAACUGAAGUAUUUAGGUGUGAAUUACCAUUUGUGUUCUGUUUUUUUAACGGAUGAAAUUUGUAAAGGACCUGUUGCAGCUAUAGAGUGAUUUUGGCCCACAGAGCUUUUUCAAUAAAUAUAAUCAAAUUUC